Messenger RNA from Laetiporus sulphureus 93-53, 2424 nucleotides. RefSeq lists its product as uncharacterized. The record is from RefSeq and is a predicted model, not a curated record. Bases 1 to 2424 code for a protein of 807 amino acids. The transcript has 22 exons. NCBI's taxonomy places the organism in Eukaryota, Fungi, Basidiomycota, Agaricomycetes, Polyporales, Laetiporaceae.
AUGACCGCAACGAUAGGAGAGCGCCAACCGCUCCUGAGCCCUCAGGCUCAUGAUACCGAUACCGAGGUAUACCCAAUCAUCCAAGUGAUUAGAUCAGUGAAUACUCCCCUAACGUAUGACGCGUUGACUGCACCUGACUUGACUUAUACGCUGGUCCGGCCACUUGAAGAGAAGUACAAUGCCUACCAACACAGUGGGAAUCUAUCUGUUGUGUUUUGUCUCUUGCUCAAUCGCGUCUACUUUUACCGUGACAACCGCAUCGCCACUGCCGCACUGUCCCGAACACGCGCAAUGCUCUGUGAGAUUCUCGCCAUACGAUGCCUGCGCGAACAUGCACACAACAUGCUGGAGCUUGCACUAGCUAUUACGACGAGCUGGCCUGUGUACUCUGGAGCGCCACCAGGGUUACUGGAACGAGCUCGGGAGCAGAGAGACGACGAUCUGGAAGAACGUGUCGGCAAUGCGAUUGAGCUGGCGAUUUUGGGCCAAGCGAAACGAUUCACCAGCAGCUCGGCAUGCCAGAAGGUCAUCAAUGGAAUCUGGAGUGGCAAGAUUGUGUAUCAGGCAGAUAGUAGUCGUUCGAUCCUUUCGGAUACUUACAAACGAACGCCGAUACACUUCUAUGACCCGCACAAAGCACCACUUCUUGACCACUAUCGUCUCAAAGUGCCCGCGAUCCGCUCAGUGCUCGAAUUCACGAACUUUCUUGUUCUCUUUAUUUUGUUCAUAUUCGCUUUGGAGUUCAACGAGCGAGAUUAUAUCAACGUUCCCGAGGCUAUAUUCAUGGUGUAUGCACUAGGAUUCACGCUUGAGAAGGUCGCUGCCAUGCAGGAGCAUGGAAUGAAAGUAUAUUUCAAAGGGACUUGGAAUGGGUUUGAUCUAGCGUUCAUCACACUGUAUUGUACAUAUGCCAUUCUCAGGCUCGUUGGCGUAUAUCACCACAAACCGCGGGCCAGUCUCGCGGGUGUCGACUUCCUAGCAGUCAUUGCGGUCCUGAUGUUUCCUCGGCUGGCGUUCGUUACGCUGAAGAACAAUGUCAUGGUGCUCUCUCUGCGCGCGAUGAUCGUGCAGUUUGUCGCUCUCAUGUUGAUUGCCGUGUUCUGCUUCGGAGGGUUCUUAUACGCUCUUUGGACGCUUAGCAGAAAUCAAGCCGGGUACGUGGCUUGCCAUAUUGCAUGGUGGAUGCUUGACCUGUGGUUCGGUCUUGAUGCCAGCGGAUUUGAUAACGCUUCCGAAUUCCACCCCGUGUUUGGGCCAGUGAUGCUGGUCUCGUACGCGUGCUUGAGCAACACGCUGUUGCUGACCGGUGCGUGUUCCAACAACAUCCUAUCAAACACCUUCGCCACCAUCAACGACGAUGCCGCUGCUGAGGCCAUGUUCCGUCGUGCUGUUUUGACUAUUGAGGGCGUCAAGGCGGACCCGCUCUUCUCAUACCAGCCGCCAAUCAAUCUUGUCGCAUUGUGUAUAAUGCUACCAGCAAGCUAUAUUCUUACUCCUCGUUGGUUCCACAAGGUCAACGUCUUCAUGAUCAGACUCACGAGUUUCCCCAUAUUGCUGCUCAUCGCGUGGUAUGAACGACAAGCAAAGCGGACUGGCACUUUUACGUUCUAUGAGACAGUCACGGCGGCUGCGGACAAAGUCUUCGACACAUUGCCUCGUUCAAUCAAGCGCCUGACAUUCUUCGAGGGCCUUUCGGGUCCUGACGCCGAUAUCGAAGCCAUCUUCGAGCUCGGAGACGUUGAGGACAACGAUCUCGAGUCCGAUGAUGACCAAGGAGCCUACACCUCUGCGAUAGGCCCUGGCCGCCAACGCCGUCUAUCCACAUCCUCUCGGCUCAAGGUACCAGUCAACGCCGGACCUUCAGCCACUCCAACGCGGUCCCCGGUCAAGAGCGAGCGCGCCCCAGGCCCUUCAUCCAUCCCUCUCCCACGCGCGCGAGUCAAUACCCUUCUCACGCGUGGCCAGGAGCUCGGACGGGACGUAGCAAGUCCUCUUGCUCAAGUAUUUCAGCCGCUGGUAGUGGAGGACGACACCUUGCAUGACCGCCAUCCGUCAGAUAACGGUCUUGGAAGCAUGAUGGUCAGCUAUGGCCCUGCGUCGCGCCGUCGCCUGUCAUCAAUCCAGCGCAGGCCGUUCGGGACGCCGCAAUCCGUGCCCAAUGCGAGCCCUUCUGCACAGCAGACGGCAUUCAGGCGCUUCCCGACUUUCAGUCCUCCCUCGCAACCGGCGAUUCUGGAGCACAUGCAGCCACUGUCAUCGAGCCCAGAUGCGAAGUCCGGCAGCGAGCCGCUGGAGACGGCCGAGGAAGCAGAGGAGCAGGGCACGGAUAUGUCGGUGUGGGAGACGCGGUUGGGUAAUAUCGAGUCUAGACAGCAGAGGAUUGAGGAUUUGCUGACCGGGUUGUGCAAGAAGUUGGGCGCGUGA